AUGUCGGGCAGCACAGCUAGCACUGGAGCUUUUUCAUCAACCAACCUCUACUACUCCUUCGACGUCGCUGGCGGCGCCGUGCGCGCCGUCAUGCUCGGCUCCUACACCGACUACGGCGCCGGAAGCGCGCAGCUCCGGUGGUUCCGCGCCGACCUCGCGGCGCUCGACCGCCGCCGCCGCGGCGGCAGGCCGCCGGCGUUUGUGCUCGCGCUCGUGCACGCGCCGUGGUACAACAGCAACGAGGCGCACCAGGGGGAAGGCGACAACAUGCGGGACACCAUGGAGGUGCUCCUGUACGGCGCCCGUGUCGACGCCGUGUUCGCCGGACACGUCCACGCGUACGAGAGGUUCAAGCGCGUCUACGCCGGCAAGGAGGACCCCUGCACGCCCGUGUACGUCACCAUUGGCGACGGCGGCAACCGGGAGGGGCUGGCGGACAAGUACAUCGGGACGAAGACCAUGAACACCAUGGCGAAGCACCGGUUGGCCAGCGUCGACGGCCGCACGCCGCCGUCUGGCGACCCCAGCAACGGUGUGAGGACAGGCGGGGUGUCCGCGUUCCCCUGCUGCUGCGGCCUCGCCGACAGCGAGGGUUCGUCGCGUCCCCCAACAGAGGAUAGGGUGCGAGCGGAGGAUAGGGUGUUGGACUGGAGUUGGAUGCAAUUCUGGGUUCUUAUUUUUUUAGUCCAGUCUACAAAUAGAGUUUUAGAGACCUAA
Messenger RNA from Sorghum bicolor (sorghum), 717 nucleotides. Its product is annotated as purple acid phosphatase 22. The transcript is spliced from 2 exons. Bases 1 to 717 code for a protein of 238 amino acids. NCBI's taxonomy places the organism in Eukaryota, Viridiplantae, Streptophyta, Magnoliopsida, Poales, Poaceae. The record is from RefSeq and is a predicted model, not a curated record. Gene Ontology annotation, molecular function: acid phosphatase activity.